AUGUAUCAGACAGGCCAGAUCAGAGGAGAAGAACUGGAUAUGAACUUGGAGGAGGAAGUGGGUGACUCUGUUAUUACAGUGCAGCUGACAGAGGAAGAUAAAAUUGAAGAUGAUGUAGUUUUUUACUUGGUCUUCACUGGGUCAACUGUCCAACACUGCACAAGCACAAGAAAGAUUAAUCCUGGGAGUCUCGAGACAAUUUCUCCUGGCCAUGACUGCUGUGAGACAGUGAAGGUGGCACUUUGUGCCUCUAGAGAAGGUCAUCCCGUUUUGGUUGUGGCAGAAGAGACUUUCCAGUUUGUCCAGGAUGAAGCCUACGAUGCUGCCCAGUUUUUGGCCACCUGUGCAGGCAAUCAGCAGGCGCUAAACUUCACCCGGUUCCUGGACCGGUCAAGACCACCUGCUGCUGACGUGGACUUUUUGGAUGAGAAAGUGGCUUUGGCAUUUCGACACCUGAAACUGCCGGCGGAAUGGAACGUGCUGGGAGCAGACCAGUCCCUGACCGAGAACAUCCCUCGGGAGACUCUGAUGCAUUUUGCGGUGAGGCUAGGUCUGCUGCGGCUGACAUGGUUUCUGCUCCAGCAGCCAGGUGGAAGAGGAGCUCUCAGCAUCCACAACAACGAAGGGGCAACGCCGGUGAGCUUGGCCUUGGAGAGGGGCUACCAGAAGCUGCACCAGCUUUUGACCGAGUAA
This is a messenger RNA of Chaetura pelagica (chimney swift), 693 nucleotides long. RefSeq names its product A-kinase anchor protein 13-like. Gene Ontology annotation, molecular function: MAP kinase scaffold activity. The record is from RefSeq and is a predicted model, not a curated record. Gene Ontology annotation, biological process: positive regulation of canonical NF-kappaB signal transduction; adrenergic receptor signaling pathway; regulation of Rho protein signal transduction. Gene Ontology annotation, cellular component: actin cytoskeleton; membrane. The transcript has 4 exons. Bases 1 to 693 code for a protein of 230 amino acids. NCBI's taxonomy places the organism in Eukaryota, Metazoa, Chordata, Aves, Apodiformes, Apodidae.